This is a messenger RNA of Drosophila serrata, 1644 nucleotides long. RefSeq names its product proteasome subunit beta type-7-like. Lineage: Eukaryota; Metazoa; Arthropoda; Insecta; Diptera; Drosophilidae. The record is from RefSeq and is a predicted model, not a curated record. Gene Ontology annotation, cellular component: cytoplasm; proteasome core complex.
UAGUUAUUAUUACGUUUAGAUUUUAUUAUUUAAAACGAAUCGGCAGCUAGUCACAAGUUUCUCACUCCCGAAAUAAAUAUUUCUAGUUUUAUAAUGGAGGGUAUUGUUUCAGAAAUGUCGCAAAUGUGUGUAAGGAAGGUUCAGACGCCUAAAAUAAUCGUGACUAACACGAUUAUUGUGGGAAUUAAAUUUAAAAAUGGAGUGAUGAUUGCAUAUGAUAUACGACCUACUAUUGGAAAUAACAUUUCAAAUAUCUAUCGACUUCAUGAUAAUAUAUACGCUGCAGUAACCGGAGUUGGCCAGGACAUAUGUGCCUUGGUGAAUGUGACCCAAUCGAAGCUGGAGAUGCACUACAUGACAACCAAUUACCGCCGGAUUCCUGUGCGCUGUGCCAACCAGAUGAUAAAGCAAAUGCUCCAUAGCCAAAUCGGUAGCAUCAAUGUAAACCUCUUGAUCGCAGGAGUGGAUAAAUAUGGGACGUCAAUAUAUUCAACAAGGUUCGAUGGCUCCUCGGAUACUGUCCCAUUUACCGCUAUUGGUUCCGGCAUGAUGAGUGCAAUGUCUGUGCUGGAGACACGAUGGUGCAUGGACUUGGAUGAGGCGAGUGCACUCGAUGUUAUCUAUGAGGCCGUGGCCUUUGGUACGGGGCAGUCCGUGAGCUCUAAAAUGCCCGUUCGACUGUGCAUCUUGUGCAACGAUUACUCGGUGAGACAUGAGACUCUAGGUUCACUCGAUCAUACGCCACGUUUCCAGCCUCCCACUAUAAUGCGAUUUGUACCCAAGAUCUUGCAUGAGAGGGUGGAGACGGUGCAAUCCAGGACUCUUAAAAGCUGGAAGCCCCAAAGUUGUGUCGCCGAAGAAAGAGAAGAAAGUGGAGUAGAAAAAACGGAAGGGAAAGAAGGAAACAGGAGAAAACAGAUGAUGGAGGAGAUAAAUAAGCAGCUGAAGGACUAGGAGAUUAGGUCAAGAGGCCAGGAAAAAGAACGAGAUAUCAGAUCAGAUCGAUAAAUCAGAUAUCUUUGCACCAUUAUCCAGUGCAUUUCGCCAUGUCAGAAUUAAUAUAAAUAAUGUAUAAAAAAGGUCAUAAUUUGACAAUGUGAUUUGCAAAAACCUAUAUUAACCAAAGAUACUAGUUUCAGCACAUAUAAAUAUACUUUUGUCCUGGCAAUGUCUCUUGAAACUGCUCGAUUGCAGUUUUAAAUUAAAUGUGCGAAAAUCUGCACUUGAAUGGCGCCACUUGACAUGCAGAAUCAACUCAUGAAACUUAAGGACUUUACAAUAAUAAAUACUGAUACUCAAGCUCAAGUAGCGAAACAAAAUCAGCAUAAAGUGGCUGCGAACAAACAAUAUAAUAACAACAAGGGGAAUUUGUGACGUUGCAGGGACUGUGUAGGAGUCACCAUCGUAUCUGAUAGUACAUAUACCAUAAGGUACCAACUGAAUGUGUGUUUUUGACCUCCAUACAAAUGCAGAAGUAUGUAUACAAAGCAAAAAGGAUAGUCCUAGAGAUGGUAUCGUGUUGGUAAUGGAAUGAUUAUUCAAACAAAUUGUUAAAAAAACUUAUCUAGAAAUAUUUUAAUUCAAUUUACCGAUGUUAAAAGAUUUAGUUUCACAUUAGUAAAAGGAGAAAAAUUGUGCUUAGCA